AUGAAUCUUCGACAACUAAAAACACUAAGUCGCAGCCAUGCUGUCGGCAGACUCGCUCAUGUCUCGAACCGCGCAUAUACUCGUCCCUCGAUAGCCCCCAAACCGACAGUCGACAUUAGACAUAUCCGCAAUGCCCCCGGUCUAUACGAGCAAAACUGCAUAGCCCGCAACUACAAGCAGCAGUCAAAAAACUCAUGGCGCAUCCUUGAGCUACACGACAAGCUGCAACUGCAGCAGCGACAUUCGAGAAACUUGCGCGAACGCAACAACAUCUUGCGACGUCAACUGGCAAACCCGGCAACAAGACAGGACCCUGAUCUGCUGGAACAGGCAAAGCAGCUGAAGGCCGAGCUCGCUGAGAUCGAUGCUCAAGACAAGCAGAUGAACGAUGAAAUUGAAGAGCUGGCCCUGGCACUACCCAACUUGAGCAGUCUAGAGACUCCAGAAGGUGACGUGCCCUCCAUCAAGGAAUACAUCAACGAGCAUCCCGAUCGCAACCCUUCACCCACCGAUCGCGUCUGGCGCAACCAUGUCCAUGUCGGCUCCGAGCUCGACAUGCUGGACUUUACCGCCUCGGCCACAACUUCAGGCUGGGGCUGGUACUUCCUCAAAAACGAAGCCGCCCUGCUCGAACAAGCUCUCAUCCAAUACGCUCUCAGCAUUGCCAUGAAACGCGGCUGGAAAGUCGUUUCUCCUCCCUCAAUCGUCUACUCUCACAUCGCUCACGCCUGCGGCUUCCAACCUCGCGACCAAAACGACGAACAACAAAUCUACGCCAUCACCCAGCCAGAAAAAGACAAGAACAAGCCUAGACUCUGCCUAGCAGGAACAGCCGAGAUCCCUUUCGCAGGCAUGAAAGCAAACACAGUCGUCGAAGAAGCAGACCUGCCCCUAAAAAUCAUCGGUGCAUCCCGCUGCUACAGAGCCGAAGCCGGCGCCAGAGGCAUCGACACAAAAGGCCUCUACCGCGUCCACGAAUUCACAAAAGUAGAAAUGUUCGCCUGGACGAUGCCCGACAACAUCGGCGACGACCAUUUCUCCGAGCCCACGCCUUCACCUUCAGAAUCCCUCUUUGACGAAAUGGUCUCCAUCCAGAAAGAAAUCCUCCAGAGUCUAGGUCUGCAUUGUCGAGUUUUGGAAAUGCCAACUACAGAAUUAGGCGCCUCGGCAACCCGCAAAAUCGAUAUCGAAGCUUUCUUCCCUUCGCGCAGGGAAAAAGACGAAGGGUGGGGUGAAGUGACUUCCGCAUCCAUCUGUACAGACUACCAAACCAGACGUCUAGCCACUCGCGUCAAGACUGAAAAGUUUGGCCGUAAGCACGAGUGGCCGCACACUGUCAACGGCACCGCCCUCGCAGUCCCCAGAGUGCUUGCUGCGAUUAUGGAAGCUGGAUGGGAGGAAAGCAGUAAGAGUAUGCUAAUUCCUGAAGUCCUGAGGCCUUUUAUGGGUGGAUUGGAGAGGAUUGAGAGAAAGAAUCGUGUUGAUAUUGAGGCUCAAGUAUAA
Messenger RNA from Aureobasidium melanogenum CBS 110374, 1503 nucleotides. Its product is annotated as seryl-tRNA synthetase. Gene Ontology annotation, cellular component: mitochondrion. Gene Ontology annotation, molecular function: ATP binding; serine-tRNA ligase activity; tRNA binding. The transcript has a single exon. The record is from RefSeq and is a predicted model, not a curated record. Gene Ontology annotation, biological process: mitochondrial seryl-tRNA aminoacylation. The coding region runs from base 1 to 1503 and encodes 500 amino acids. Lineage: Eukaryota; Fungi; Ascomycota; Dothideomycetes; Dothideales; Saccotheciaceae.